This is a messenger RNA of Ambispora gerdemannii, 972 nucleotides long. The record is from the annotation of a GenBank genome assembly. NCBI's taxonomy places the organism in Eukaryota, Fungi, Glomeromycota, Glomeromycetes, Archaeosporales, Ambisporaceae.
AUGGCUGGAAUUUUACCACCAGAAAUCCUUCGAAUGAUAUUCAAACUUUUACUUGAGGGAGAAGGGGAUAACGGCCAAUUCAAACUAGCAGAAUUAUAUUCUUGCAUUUUAGUGAAUCGCAAAUGGUGUGGAUCGGCCGUCCCUCUAUUGUGGAGUAAACCUUUUUGUGCCAGUUCACCAUCACGACAACAGCGAAAAGUUAUUGACGUGUACCUGGCUUUUCUUAAUGAUGAACGAUGGAGUUCUUUAUUUCCAAAGAAUUUCUCACGGAAAAUUUAUGCCCAGCCAAAGUUCGACUAUCCAUUUUUUGCAUCCGAAAUAAAUUUCGAUAUGAUGGCUGAAAUAGUCUCUGACUGGUGUCGUCGAAAGCUCAGCAAGGAAUAUAUCUGGACAUUAUAUGAAGCUUUAUUUACGGUUUUUCGUGAUAGAAAUUCCAAGAUAAGCAAAGUCUCUUGUACAAUUGAUACACUUUCUUUCGAGGUGCCUUUAAUAUUUAAGGCUUUACCUGGUCUUAAGGAAAAUAUGAAAUAUCUCGAAAUUUUCAUAGAUCAUCGACAUUCCGGAAAAGAUUUAGACAUGAGGAAAGUUUUUCCAGCAGGGGUAAACGAAUUUCGCGUCCUCAAAAAUCUUCGUGAUCAUCACAUUGUCCAAAAUACUGAGUUCAUUGCAGACCGAUUCCUCCAAGAUGGAAUUUGGAAGUUUCAUAUUGAAUUUAUCAAUACCAAUUUCACUACCUCGCACCCGCUUUUGCAGAACCCACAAGCUAAUUGCAAUAUCGAAUCGUUGAGUUUUCGACGUUGCACCGGCCUCGACAAUAUUAAAGUCUAUAAAAGAUUUGAGACUUCUUUUAAUCAUGUGAGAAAAAUUACAAUUAUAGAAAACACUGAAGUUUGCAUGGAAUUUGCAAAUUGGAUGCAAAAAGUGAACAAUUAUAAUAACAUUAAAGAAACAAAACUUUCUUCGAAUAGUUGA